AUGGCUUCGAGAUCUCCGAGCCAAUCUGAGGGCGAAGUCCUCAGCUCAGACUCGGACACGAAGGCAAAGAACAUACCAUCUUCCCGCAAUAACAGCAAGAUUGACCGUCAUACUAGACCUUACUUUUCAUCGCAUGGCCCAUCCAGAUCGCACCGAUCACGCUCGAGAUCACCCUAUCGAGCGUCCAGGGGUGAGAAGCGUCCACGAGAGAACGACCAUUACAGAGGUAGACCGAUCAAUGACGUGCGGAUUUCCGACGUCAAACACGAGUCUGGCAGGUACGCCCAUCAACGGCAUGACUCCUAUGAAGACCGAGGUUCCAAACGAUAUCGCACGUACUCUCGCAGCCGGAGCAGAAGUCGAUCACCUUAUAGGCAUUCGCGAGCUGGAGACAGCGGAAAAGACAGACCAGACAAUGCAGUUGACAGGAGUGAAACCGACCAAGGAAGGUCGGGCAGGCAACGAGCGCCGGGUAUGGCCACAGAUACGGCAUCAUCGCACCGGGGGAAAGCCGUUCGGUUCAACACCGGCUCUAACGUAUCCAGGCCCGGCGCACCGCCAUCUGAGACAGGGGUCGAUCAGAUCAGAGAUCGAUCUGAAUAUUCGGGCGCUGUGCAAGCAGAGAGCAUGACUGACGGUGUUGAGGAACCCAAAGUGGUUGACGAAGCAGCCCUCAUCGAGGAACGUCGGAAGCGUCGCGAAGCGAUCAAGAACAAAUACCGCGGUCAGGCUCCGCCUCUGUUGGCCCAGGCCCUUCACCUAGGAGGGGGUUCAACUCGUGCCAGUCCUGCGCCUGACACUGAUGUGUCCACUCCACAACGGUCUGAAUCGCCCACUAGCUCGUCGCCGCGCACGCCGCGAGAGAUCUCUGCUGUUCAAUCUCCCGCCGAAGUCAACUUCGAUGCAGAUGCAGACUUGACUAACUCUGGUAGAGGCUCUCCUGCGGGGGAUGACCCUUCAGCUGCAGACUAUGACCCCACCGUGGACAUGGAGGAUGAAAGAGCUCGCCAUGAUAAAAGUAUGUUCAAGGAGGAUGACAAGUCCCUGGAACAGGCCGAUCAACAUGUGCUCGAGCAAACACAUGCGUCAUCUCAAAGUACUUCCAAACAGGCUACCGAUUUCGACAUGUUUGCCGAGGAAGAUGACGACGACAUGUUUGCGGACGCUGCACCGAAGCCCAAAGAGGAGACCAAAAUCGCUCAAGCAUUGGAUGUCAACAUGAUGGACAAUUGGGAUGAUCCAGAGGGCUAUUACAUCACAAUUCUUGGUGAGCUGAUUGAGGAUCGGUAUCAUGUCACACAAAAUCUUGGCAGAGGAAUGUUUUCAUCUGUUGUUCGAGCCAUGGACAAGCGCACGGGUAAGCCGGUGGCUAUCAAGAUUGUUCGCAACAACGAGACGAUGCGCAAGGCAGGUAUGAAAGAAAUUGACAUUCUCAAGGACAUUGCCGCCAACGAUCCGGAAGACAAGAAGCAUAUUAUCCGCCUGGAACGUUCUUUCGAUCACAAAGGCCACUUAUGCAUGGUCUUCGAAAAUCUGUCGAUGAAUCUGCGAGAAGUGCUGAAGAAAUUCGGCAGAGAUGUGGGAAUCAACCUCAAGGCCAUCCGAGCUUAUGCCCAACAGCUCUUCCUGGGGCUCAGUCUUUUGAGGAAAUGUCAAUACAUUCAUGCUGACCUCAAGCCCGACAACAUUCUGGUGAACGAGGCAAGGAGUACUCUCAAGAUAUGCGAUCUAGGUUCAGCGUCGCCUAUUACGGAGAAUGCUACAGCACCGUACCUUGUGUCUCGAUUCUACCGAGCUCCUGAAGUCAUUCUUGGUAUCCCCUACGACUAUGGCAUUGAUAUGUGGUCCAUAGGCUGCACACUGUUCGAGCUCUACACGGGCAAGAUCUUGUUUACAGGGCGCAACAAUAAUGGCAUGCUUCGAGCGAUUAUGGAAUGUCGGGGAAAGUUCCCCCACAAACUCUUGAGGCGGGGUGCGCUGGCCUACGAAUAUUUCGAUGAUUUACUCAAUUUUCGGGCUCAAGAGACGGACAAAGUCACUGGUCGUACUGUUAUCAAGAUGAUUGAUAUCAAGGCCAAACCAGUCAGAGACCUGCGGUCCCGGUUGAUGCCCAAGGACAAGCGGAUGAACGAGCAAGAACGAAAGGAAAUAGAAUCGUUUGUUGACCUGCUGGACAAGUGCUUGGAUUUGCGGCCAGAGAAAAGGAUCACACCAGUCGAUGCAUUGAAGCAUCCAUUUAUCACGAGGAUGAAGACAUAG
Capronia coronata CBS 617.96 is the source of this 2259-nucleotide messenger RNA. Its product is annotated as CMGC/DYRK/PRP4 protein kinase. The record is from RefSeq and is a predicted model, not a curated record. Gene Ontology annotation, molecular function: protein serine/threonine kinase activity; ATP binding. The coding region runs from base 1 to 2259 and encodes 752 amino acids. Gene Ontology annotation, biological process: peptidyl-threonine phosphorylation; mRNA cis splicing, via spliceosome; peptidyl-serine phosphorylation. NCBI's taxonomy places the organism in Eukaryota, Fungi, Ascomycota, Eurotiomycetes, Chaetothyriales, Herpotrichiellaceae. The transcript has 2 exons.